Molecule: messenger RNA, 3002 nt
Organism: Tupaia belangeri chinensis (Chinese tree shrew)
Lineage: Eukaryota; Metazoa; Chordata; Mammalia; Scandentia; Tupaiidae
Gene: ZNF41
Product: zinc finger protein 41
Exons: 4
Coding region: 186-2600 (804 amino acids)
Biological process (GO): regulation of transcription by RNA polymerase II
Cellular component (GO): PcG protein complex; chromatin; transcription regulator complex
Molecular function (GO): RNA polymerase II cis-regulatory region sequence-specific DNA binding; DNA-binding transcription factor activity, RNA polymerase II-specific
Source: RefSeq, a predicted model, not a curated record
UCUUGGAGCCUCUGCAGAGUCCAGGACCUGAUUCUUUAGUGGAAACUGUAAGAUCUUUCUUCGGACCCCAGCUUCCCUUGCCCCAGCAGCUCCAGCUGAGCCCACAGAUGCCAGCUCAGCUUCAAGCUACUGGGAGAAGUGGAUUUGUCAGCAGGAGAGCCUGAGGGCUGAGACCCAGCGUGAUCAUGCCAGCUAGCAGAGACUCUCCUCUAUGGUCCCCAGCCCUGGCUGCAGAGGGACUUGGCAGCUCAUAUGAGGUAUCUGUAUCAUUUGAGGAUGUGACUGUGGACUUCAGCAGGGAGGAGUGGCAGCACUUGAACCCUGCUCAGAGACACCUGUACUGGAAUGUAACACUGGAAAACUACAGUCACCUGCUCUCAGUGGAAGGGCAAAUUGAAAGGCCCCUGAAAUCCAACCAGCUGGACCCAAUUCUGCAUCAUGUCCUGUUAACAGGGUGCCAAGUUCCCAAAACAGCGGCCAUCUUUAAGUUGGAGCAAGGAGAAGGGCCAUGGAUGUUGGAGAGGGAAACCCCACAUCAGAGCUAUUCAGACGAGGAUAUUAGGAAAACUCCAUUACAAGGACUUUCUGGAGAAGUUUUGUUCCACUGUGAGAGAUUUGAUCAACCCAUAGAAGAUUCAUUGUGUUCCAUUUUAAAAGAACUGUGGCAAAAUAAUGACCAGCUAGAGAGAUGUCAGGAAAACCAGAAUAACCCUUUAAGUCAUGUGAAAGUACUGAUUAAGGAAAGGGGCUAUGAAUGUAAAAACAUUGAAAAAAUAUUCAAUGUGACUACCAAACUUGUUCCUUCAAUUAAAAGACUCCGUAACUGUGACACAUUUGGAAAGAGUUUGAAGCAUACUUUAAACUUACAUAAUCAUAAUAGAAGCAGUGCAACAAAUAACCUUGAUAAGAUUUUUGGAAAUGGUAACAAGUUUUCCCAUAGCUCUUCCUCUUCUAAGAAUGAGAAUACAAAUACAGGAGUGAAUUCUUGUGACUAUAAUCAAUGUGAAAAACAUCUCAGUCACAAACAAGCUGUCAUCCACCAUCAGAAAAUUCAUACUGGGGAGAAACUUUAUGUACGUACUAAAUGUGUAAAGGGCUUCACCCAGAAGUCACAUUUCUUUGAGCAUCAGAAAAUUCACACUGGAGAAAAAGGCCAUGGAUGCAGCAAACGUGAGAAAGCCUUCGCUCAGAAGCCACAAACUAACAUACAUCAGGGUGUUUAUACAGGAGCGAAACCCUAUCUAUGUACUCAAUGUGGGAAGGCCUUUACCCUUAAGUCAAACCUCCUUACCCAUCAGAAAAUUCAUACUGGGCAAAAACCCUAUAAAUGUAGUGAAUGUGGAAAAGCUUUUUUUCAGAGAUCAGAUCUCUUUAGACAUCUCAGAAUUCAUACAGGAGAAAAACCUUAUGAAUGCAAUGAAUGUGGAAAAGGCUUCUCCCAAAAUUCAGACCUCAGCAUACAUCAGAAAACUCACACUGGAGAGAAGCACUAUGAAUGCAGUGAGUGUGGGAAAGCCUUCACAAGAAAAUCAGCACUCAGGAUGCAUCAGAGAAUUCACACAGGAGAGAAACCUUAUGUAUGCACUGAAUGUGGGAAGGCUUUCAUCCAGAAAUCACACUUCAAUACGCAUCAGAGAAUUCAUACUGGAGAAAAACCAUAUGAAUGCAGUGACUGUGGGAAGUCAUUCACUAAGAAGUCACAACUCCACGUGCAUCAAAGAAUUCACACAGGAGAGAAGCCCUACAUUUGUUCAGAAUGUGGAAAGGUCUUCACUCAUAGGACCAAUCUCACUACACAUCAGAAAACUCAUACUGGAGAGAAACCCUAUAUGUGUGCUGAAUGUGGGAAGGCUUUCACUGAUCAGUCAAAUCUCAUUAAACACCAGAAAACUCAUACUGGAGAGAAACCCUAUAAAUGCAGUGGCUGUGGGAAAGCCUUCAUAUGGAAAUCACGUCUCAAAAUACAUCAGAAAUCUCAUAUUGGAGAGAGACACUAUGAAUGCAAAGAAUGUGGGAAAGCCUUUAUCCAGAAAUCAACACUAAGUGUUCAUCAGAGAAUUCACACAGGAGAGAAGCCCUAUGUCUGUCCUGAAUGUGGGAAGGCCUUCAUCCAGAAAUCACACUUCAUUGCUCAUCAUAGAAUUCAUACUGGAGAAAAGCCUUAUGAAUGCAGUGACUGUGGGAAAUGUUUCACUAAGAAGUCACAACUCCAUGUACAUCAGAAAAUUCACACAGGUGAGAAGCCCAACAUAUGUACUGAAUGUGGAAAGGCUUUCACUGACCGGUCAAAUCUCAUAACACAUCAAAAAAUCCACACUAAAGAGAAACCUUAUAAAUGCAGUGACUGUGGAAAAACUUUCACCUGGAAAUCACGCCUCACUAUACAUCAGAAAUCUCACACUGGAGAGAGACACUAUGAAUGCAAUAAAUGUGGGAAAGCUUUCAUCCAGAAAGCAACACUAAGUAUGCAUCAGAUCAUUCAUACAGGAAAGAAGCCUUAUGCUUGUACAGAAUGUCAGAAGGCUUUCACUGACAAGUCGAACCUCAUUAAACACCAGAAAACUCACGGUGGAGAAAACCGCUAUAAAGUCAAUGACUGAAAAAGUUUCACAUGGAAAUCACAGCUAAGUAUCUAUCAGCUCAUAGUGGAGAAGAAGAUGCCUGAUGCUACAACCAUUGUGCAGGGGGAAGUAGAUAAGACAGGCUGUUGCUUGAGCCAAGUAUCUUCAGUUACCUGUAAAUGUAAUUCCUCAUCACCACAGUUCAUACACAAUUAUAUGCAGAGGGAGACCCUUUAGAUGAAGUAUUUGAGAAACAGUCAUGCUUGGUUUUGGCUGAUAAUACGAAAACAACUGAUGCCGUGUAGUUUCUUCUGAUCUUUUGAGACAAAAUCUAAAUAAUACAUGUGGCUUUCUUAGACAGAUACUGCUUUACAGGAUCAACAGCAAGCAUAUUCACAUGCAGAUGCUUUUAUUGCUAUACAAAUAAAGCUCACAAAACUG